This is a messenger RNA of Penicillium malachiteum, 2598 nucleotides long. Its product is annotated as protein arginine N-methyltransferase. Gene Ontology annotation, cellular component: cytosol; nucleus. The record is from RefSeq and is a predicted model, not a curated record. Bases 1 to 2598 code for a protein of 865 amino acids. Lineage: Eukaryota; Fungi; Ascomycota; Eurotiomycetes; Eurotiales; Aspergillaceae. The transcript has 4 exons. Gene Ontology annotation, biological process: regulation of DNA-templated transcription; peptidyl-arginine N-methylation.
AUGGAAAGCCAUAACGUUUCUGACGAUGCCCCGAGCUUCUGCAUUGGUCACCAUGAGGCAAACCGCUCGGUGUUUGUCACUAACCAGGUUAUUCAUAAGGUGCAUGAAAGUAAUGUCAGUUUUGUCGAAGAUCCCAGCUAUGUUCCCAUUACAACACAGCACUUUCACUCUCGAGUUCUAGGACUUCUGUCGUCUUACUUGACCAAUCUGGAGUCACCCGCCUAUGACGCCAUUGGCACCAUGGCAACGACACAGAACACAAGACCGUUGACAGUUCCAUCACUAUCAAAGUUGGAUUCUAACCUUACGCCCAAUGAUGCAACCAGCCAACUUGUUGGAGUGACCAGCAGUUGGAUUGAUUUAUGCUCACCUGAUCCCUUGAUUGCGAAUUUGUCUCGUCAGGUCCUUAUGCUGGAGGUAGCCUAUGCUGCUUUUUGUGGAAUAGGGUAUCUACUGAUUCCGGCCCCCAAGCUUCAUCAUGGAAGCUUGUACUCCGAGGGUGUGGUUUACUAUGCCCGUGCAAUUCAGGAUGCUAUGAACCUGGGUCCGUACAUUCAGUUCCAUAUCUGGUUGCCGAUGGUCGAUAACCCCGAGCUUGAAGUGGACACUAUGGGUGAUCUGGCUCCGCUAGCCAGAGAAGAUUUUCUCCAGCCUGAUGAUGGCAUUCUACCCAAGGUGGAUCUUUUUGGGAGCUGGGAUGCUUGGGACUUGAUUCGCAAGACCUGCAAAUACCACACACGAUUGUUCGUAGCUCUUACUAUGCCAAAGCAGCUUCCGCCUCUCUCCGUGCAAUCACGUUGGCACUCGGAACCCGUUCAUUUGCUUAGCAUUGAUUCUUCAUCUUUUCUGAAGAACCAGAAGGGAUAUCCAGUGUUGUCAAAGGCCCAUCAAGCUCUUAUCGCCAAACUCAUGCGCCUCAGAACUGCUCCAUGGAUUCUUCUUUGUGAUGUUGGUCCAAUCCCGGGACUGGAAGAUCCAGAAGAAUCGGAAAACACUCAGUUGUCCGGUUCAGAUUAUCCGAACUUGUCCCAAACUGGGGCCGCAAACAAAAAGUAUAAUGACCCCACACCUCAUCUUUCCUAUAUAAGGAACCUGCAGCAACGGCAGCCAGCGCGUACGCCCAUCGAAAGAUUUGGCGUCGGUUAUCAAGAUUACCUUCAAGCCCCUUUGCAACCACUCACCGUCAAUCUGGAGAGCAUCACUUAUGAAGUGUUUGAGAAGGACCCGAUCAAAUAUGAGUGGUACGAAAAAGCCAUCACCAAGGCUCUCAGAGACUGGGCAGAGCAGAAGAAGCCCACAUCUCAUCCGGAGGGUAAAGUUAUUCUGGCCGUCGUUGGCGCUGGCCGAGGACCAUUGGUAAACAGAGCACUCAAGGCUAGCGCGGAGGCAGGCGUAGAAAUUGAUCUGUGGGCAGUCGAGAAGAACCAGAACGCCUUUGUUCUUCUGCAGCGGCACAACGAAACAAUUUGGGAUGGCAAGGUCACUCUGGUUCAAUCCGACAUGCGAAGCUGGAAAGGCCCCCGAGUACAAAAGCAAGCUGUCGUGAAAACCGAGGGACCCGAGCAGAAUGUGGGUGAAUCUCUGGGAAUUGAAGACUCGCUCCUUUACACACCCAUAGAGGACGAAAAUGACCCUGGCCGGACCGCUGACCUUUCUGACUCCAAGUCAUCUGAACUUUCGUAUACCCAUGUCGAUAUCAUCGUCUCAGAGCUCCUCGGCUCCUUCGCGGAUAAUGAACUGUCUCCAGAGUGCUUAGACGGAGUUAAUGAUCUCAUCAAUCCCGUGCAUGGUAUCUCCAUCCCUGCUUCAUACUCGGCACACCUCACGCCAAUCUCCGCGCCGAAAUUGCACUCGGACAUCAUGCAUCAAUCGAUUUCCAACCCAGCAGCUCCAGAGACGCCUUAUGUCGUGAUGCUUCACGCCAUCGACUUUCUGUCAUCCACUGAUUCGCCAGUGAAUGCAGAUGCUACGGCUCAAACCGCUGCCAACCGCUCCUCGGCUUCAACUACAACCACAGCGGCCACGGAAUUCCCCACUCCGUUUGUGCAAACGGCAUGGUCUUUCUCGCAUCCCAAUUCAAACAUACCCGCGCAACCUCCCUCUCGCUCUAGCAUUCCUAACUCCCACAAUGUCCGCCAAACACGUCUCUCCUUCCCUGCUCAGAACCGUGGUGUAUGCCAUGGUCUGGCUGGAUACUUUGAGACUGUUCUGUAUGGCGAUGUUGAGCUUUCAACUAACCCUGUGACUAUGGAAGAGAAGAGUGCUAGCAUGAUUAGCUGGUUCCCCAUCUACUUUCCCUUGAAGACUCCUUUGAAUGUGCCCGAUAACGGCGAGGUCGUCGUUACGAUGUACCGCCAAACCGAUGACCGCAAGGUAUGGUAUGAAUGGAUGGUGGAAGUCUUUGCCCUUGAACGUACUUCUUUGGCAAGCAAACUCACCACACCGGCUAUGAGUGGUGCUCGCUUGGCUUCGCCCAGUACCGAUAGCUUUAAGAAUGCCCCGAGACCGAGCAAUGGAGCCAACCGUACCGGCUUCCGACGUGUCAGAGUUGGUCUGAGCGAAUUGCACUCGAGCAUCAAAGAAGGUUGCUUGAUGUGA